AUGGACCGCAGUCAGACACCACAGCAACGCGAAUUGGUGUACUGCCAUCAGUGCGAGAACGAGUGGUACAGAGACGAGCACGGCAUUAUCUGCCCCGAAUGCCAGUCAGACUUCACCGAGAUCAUCGAAGACAGCAACCGCGAUCCUCGCGAUGACGAUGCAGAAGAGCAUGGAUUCGACGCACCAGAUCCAGAUGAGGGAGACAUAGAUGACUUCUUCAAUUGGCAACCUAAUGCGCCUGGUCAGCCUCCUGGCGGUCGCUUUCAAGGAACAUUCACACGCAACAUGAACUUGAGCAAUCAAGCGGGCGCAGCACAGGGCGGAGGUGGUCUGCUUGGAGGACUGUUGGGUUCAGCAAUACAGGGACUUUUGAGCGGUCAACGUCCGCCGCAGCAAGCUUCGCAAGGGCAAGGAGCCAGUCGAGAUACAUCAGGUGCAGAGGGUCAGGGCAAUCCACAGACGCCUGGCUCCCUGCAACAGAAUCAACCGCAAUGGGCCCAACCGGGCACUACAGUUCGUCAUGGCCACGGUCCAGGGUAUUCUUUCACCAUUACUACCUCCUCGGGCGGUACGGGUCUAGUCCCUCGCGAUGCAAACGGUGCCCAGCCAUUUCAACGUCAACCCGCCGCGCUUCAGCAAAUGCUAGACGAGAUGGUCCGCAACAUCGGCGUGGCACCGAUGGGUAUGGGACCUGGUUUUGGCGGUGGAGGAAUGUAUGGAGGAGGAAUGCAUGGCGGACCCGGAGGACCGAUGAUGGGUAUGGGUGCUGGCCCUCCAAUUCCGAUGGCCGAUUUGAUGCAGCUAUUUGGAAUGGGAGGAGGCCAGCAUGGCGACGCUGUCUACACUCAGGAGGCGCUCGAUCGGGUCAUCUCACAGCUUAUGGAACAACACCAGUCCGGCAACGCGCCGCCGCCAGCAUCGACAGAUGCGAUUGAGUCGUUACCAAAGCGGCCAGUGACGCAGGAAGAUGUCGGCGACAACGGCAAGGCGGACUGCAGCAUCUGCAUGGACGAUGCAGAGGUGGGCAGCAUGGUCACGGAGCUACCUUGCGGUCACUGGUUCCAUCACGACUGUAUCAAAGCUUGGCUCACCGAGCACGACACCUGCCCGCACUGUCGGCAGGGUAUCAUGCCCAAAGACCAGCCCAACAACGAUCGCGCACGGGACCCAAAUCAGGCCCCUCAUCACGACAUGCAUACGGCAGAGCAGCAGCGAGCGCCAAGCACCCAGGGCGAAGGUGGCUCAUCAGGUGGAAUGUUCUCGCGGAUGCGGCAGGCAUUCGGCGGCAACAGAGGCGAGAACCGUGAGAGUCAAGGACAGUGA
This is a messenger RNA of Lecanosticta acicola, 1323 nucleotides long. The record is from the annotation of a GenBank genome assembly. Lineage: Eukaryota; Fungi; Ascomycota; Dothideomycetes; Mycosphaerellales; Mycosphaerellaceae.